Messenger RNA from Spirometra erinaceieuropaei, 638 nucleotides. NCBI's taxonomy places the organism in Eukaryota, Metazoa, Platyhelminthes, Cestoda, Diphyllobothriidea, Diphyllobothriidae. The record is from the annotation of a GenBank genome assembly.
AUGAUGUCGGGCAUACGCGACCGUGAACUAGCGUUAAUCUUCACCAGCCGUCCACCGGCCAACGUCAAGGAGGCUCUUGACUUGGACUCGGCGCGCCGCACCCAAUUCCCCUUGGCACAGGACCCUCAAGCCACCAGAGAUCCAACUACUUGGGGUCAUCCAUCUAACCUCCCAGGCCGGUCCACACCCUACCAAACCAAUUUAAACCGACGUUUCCGACCCCCCAGGCUCCCAGGCCCGCCAAACAACAAUCACUGUUACUACUGCGACCGUUUCGGCACAGCUGCCAAGAAAUGCAGACACAACUCAGGUAACCAGCCCUUUCCCCUAGCCGCUUUAUACACCCUCCCCUCUGAUUUUAGCCAUUGACAAUCUCGGGCACAGUGGCCAAUAAGAGAGUCAGCAUCCUUGUAGACACGGGCGCAGCCGUCUCCCUGAUUCACGGUAGCCUCCUCCACGGAACAAACUACAUGCAGUCGGCAUUCCCUCAGUUGCAGAUUCUCACCGCUAACAAUUCCACCCUCCAGCUUAGCGGCUCCGCCACAGUGCCAGUCUCCAUCAAAGACACCACUAUCCGACCUUACUUCCUCGUGUCUUCUGAACUGCAAUGGAAUGUUAUCCUCGGCUGUGUUUUCUAA